AGCCGACCUCCCUGGAUAUCCACUCCUGGGACGAGAGGGCGCCCAGCUGCUGCAUCUCGCAACAACAGAUCCAGACUCGCAUUUUUGGUUGCGAAGUCACCCUCUUGGCCAUUGUUCGUUCUACCUUUUCCGUUGAGUUUCGGCCCCCCCCUCGUGGAAUCACUCCCCCCCGUUUCUGCCACGUCCCCAAGACGAUAGCUUCCUUCAGCUCUGCUUCUUGCACACCCGCCCAUUUGUCGCAUCGAUCAUCAUUUGCUUGUCUUGUCAAGCAGCAAGCCAUCAUCUUCCACUUCUUGUCCUCUUACCUCACCAUCGUUUGCUACGGACGGAUUCUGCGUUGCUGCUGGUCUUCUUAUCCAAUCGCUCUCAGCCCUCCUGCUAUCUUCAGAACCACCCUCAUUCUUCUUUUCCUGGUCAGAAUGUUUUCUCUAACGGCAAUCACGUCGCCAAACAUUAGGCUUCCUCUUUCUUCCAGUCUACGACAAGUUUCUGAUAUAACCUGACCAUUACCACCGCCCACGGCCCACCGCCCAACCCUCGUCCCGCCGACCUGCUUCAAGCUUGUGCAAUGGAUUCCUACUACAGAGACUCCGCCCGUUCUCCUGGAGACAGGACCUGGACGCGUGAUGAUUCGAGAAAGAUGGACAGGGCUGACGAUAGCUUCUACCGCGGAAGAUCUCCUGGCGGCCAUGAUCGCCGCCGGUCCAACCGUUCUCGAUCCCCCCUGCCCGUCGACCGGUAUGAGCCUCGACGAGCGAGAGAAGACUACCCUCCUCGCGACAGGGAUGAUAGGCGCCGCAUCACAUCUCCGCCAGCCAACAUUGAUCGGUAUGUCCCUGGGCAGGAGGUCACACCGCCUCAACCUGUUGCUGCCAACCCUAUUCAGGACCCUCUGAAGCUGCCUUACCAGGUGGGGUUCUCCUACUUCGGCGAGUGGUGGAGGCUCAAUGAGAAAGUCAAGGAAGAGAAGGAGCGUCAGCGCACGGGUCGCCGCCGGGAGCCUGAUCGCGCCCGAGCCAACACGCAGGAGGAGCGUGACAAGGAGAAGGCAAAGAUCCAGGCCGCGUAUGACUCGUACAAGGAGAGCCUACAGGCAAAGAUGGCCAAGACCUUUGUCCAGCAGCACAAAGACGAGCAGUGGUUCCGUGAGCGCUACGUUCCCGAGGUCAGAGAUCCUCUGAAGGCCCAACUCACCGAGUUCCGAAAGGGCCAGUACACCCAAUGGGAGCAGGAUCUCGAGUCUGGCACCUUCGAUGAGUUCACCUUGGAGGGCAUACCUAAGAGUGAGAGCAACGGCGCGGGUGGCAUCGUCGAGAAGGAGGAGGGUGAAGCCACUGCAGCAAACGAAGUCCUUGGUGUUGGGGACUUGGUCCCCGCCACUAGCUCCGAUCUCCGCGAUGAGAACCUCUUUCAGCCAACCCUCCUCAUCAAGACGAUUGCUCCUAGCGUGAGCCGUCAUAAUCUGGAGGCGUUUUGCAAGGAGCAUCUCGGAGAGGAGGAGGGCGGUUUCAAAUGGCUCUCUCUCAGCGACCCGAACCCAUCUAAACGGUACCAUCGCAUAGGCUGGAUCAUGCUUCACCCUGCUGCCGAGACCGGGGCCCUCAUCGAUCGUGCAGACCCGAAAGAAGAGGACGAUGAUGGGGACAUCAAAGUCAAGAGCCCUGGCGCGUCACCCUCAACUGCCGAGAAGGCGUUGGAAGCCAUCAAUAGCAAGACCGUGAAGGACGAGGUCAGGGGGGACUUCGUGUGCCACGUUGGCGUGCACAACCCACCCGCCAACCCGCGCAAGAAGGCUCUCUGGGAUCUCUUUUCAGCUCCAGAGCGCAUUGACAAGGACCUGUCUCUUGUCCAUCAGCUCGUCAACAAAUUCGAGGCGGAUUACGGCUCUGACUUUAACGCCGUUCUAAAAGUGGAGGAAAAGGUCGACGAGCUCAGAAACGCCGGGCGUCUACAACCUGCGAUCACCUCAGUCAAGAAGGAGAAGAUCAAGAAGGAGCGGUCAGUCAAUCUCGACGAGGCUAUGGACGAAGGGGAGGAGCCUGAGCCAGAAGACGAUGACGAUGAAGAUGAGGGCGCCAUCGACGAUGACGAGGUCGACGAUGAGGAGCUUUUGACCAAGAAGAAGCAGCUUGACCUCCUCAUCGAGUAUCUGCGCCGCGUCUUCAACUUCUGCUUCUUCUGCGUCUUCGAGAGCGACUCGGUCCAUGAGUUGACUCGGAAAUGCCCUGGAGGUCAUCUCCGUCGACCCAGGAGCACCCUGUCCUCUGCGGCAAAGGAGGUCGCCCGUGCCAGUGCUCUUGGCGAGCCUUUGCCCAAGAAGCGCCCGGAUACCGCUGAACUUGAAGAAGGCGAGACCACCGAGCCAGACCGCAAAUUCAGGAACGUCAGUAAGUCUGAACAACAACUCCAGCGCGCUUACAACUGGGUCAAGACAUUCGAGGACAAGAUCAAGCAAAUCCUGGAGCCAGAGUCUGUCGAUAUCCGGAAGCUUGGCGGCAAGCCCAUCGACGAAGCUGUGGCGGAGGAGAUGGCCAAGUUCGUAAAGCAGGAAGACGAGCACAAGUGGAGGUGCAAGGUUCCCGAGUGUCAAAAGCUUUUCAAAGAGGAGCAUUUCUGGCGCAAGCACGUUGAAAAGCGUCACGGGGACUGGCUGGACGGCCUCAAAGUAGACUUUGAGCUAAUCAAUGCGUACGUGAUUGACCCGGCGCACAUCGCGCCGUCGCGAACAGACGCCAAUUCCAACGGCCACUUCCCGCCGGCGAAUGGUCAGGCGCCAACAGGCACGCCGCGAGGAUUCAAUCUGGGUAACUAUGGUCUGAACAACAUGCUACCCAUGGGGUUCCCUGCCAUGCCUAACUUCGGGCAAAUGUUUGGCGCCAUGGCCAACACUGCAAACUGGAACCCGUCCGGCGGAGGAGACGACCGCGGCGGCGGCCCCGUCCGACGCGGUGGGGCCUUCGGUUCUACCGGCAGAGGUUACAAUAACAACCGAUCCAACCCCUACGACCGGCCACGAAACCCUCGAGGUUUCGAUGGCGGCAUGGGAGGCGGCAUGAUGGGCGGCGGACGUCCUAACCGUGGGGGCCGCUGGGGAGACGGAGCUGGGGCCGCAGCCGUUGGACCACGCGAGGCCAUCCAGGGUCGCACGCUGAAAAGUUACGAAGAUCUGGACCAGGCCAGCGGCGGUGGAGGCGGGGAGUUGAACUAUUAACUUGAAGGGACCCUAUUACGUUCGUGACAUGCCAUAAGCAUCUUGUCUCUGACUCCAUCGGAAAGCAGAGUCUCCUACAAAAAAAAAUCGAAGUCCGCAAGUUUGUGCUGUACAUUAGAAGGUGGUUAUUGCCCACCGGUUGUUUGUGGGCUGGGAUAUUUUUUUCGUACUGAUUAGCAAAUCAAAGACCAGAUCACUCUGAAAA
Molecule: messenger RNA, 3416 nt
Organism: Diaporthe batatas
Lineage: Eukaryota; Fungi; Ascomycota; Sordariomycetes; Diaporthales; Diaporthaceae
Exons: 2
Coding region: 569-3211 (880 amino acids)
Cellular component (GO): kinetochore
Source: RefSeq, a predicted model, not a curated record